Physcomitrium patens is the source of this 1881-nucleotide messenger RNA. RefSeq lists its product as uncharacterized. NCBI's taxonomy places the organism in Eukaryota, Viridiplantae, Streptophyta, Bryopsida, Funariales, Funariaceae. The record is from RefSeq and is a predicted model, not a curated record.
UUUUAUGCCUCCAUUUUGUGUUGUUUGCAUUUGUGGGCUCCUUCACUCUUCGCCGACGCCGCAAGUGAUGUUUGACACGUCAUUGCGUGAGACGAACCGAGAUGAGGUUGUCUCUUAGCGCCUCAAAAUCGUCGCAUUAGUCGGGGAUUUGCAAAAAUGAGUAAGAUGUAGUGUAGGCUAAGAAAGGAAAGUUUGCAGAAGUCGGCAAGAGGACGAAGACGAGGAGGAACAGGGUAGAGAGAGUGGAGACCUGCGGCGUGGAAGGGAAAUCGGUUGAAGGUGCCAGGAAUUUCACAACAACCCACUGAGGAACCAGAUUGCAGUGCUUGCUUACCGGUCUCCGGUCGUCGAGGAAUCGUGAGAGACAUUGAAAAGGAAUUGUGAGAGAAAGGAAAAGGCAUAUAUCUGCGAGGGAUGGAAGAGAACGUGGUCUUCCGAUUCAACUUCGGGGGAGCCGUAACCACACCGCAGCCCGAGACUCUCUUGAAGAACAUCAAUGCGGGUAUUGGUACUGUUGCGGAGCAACCAUCGCUACCCUCACCUACUCCACCGGAGGAGGUGUUCCCAUCGGAGGAUGAGGAAUCAGCGUCUUGCGUGAUGGAGCCUGUUGUUUUACAGGGUGGUUUGACACUGCUCAAGGGUCGUGUGAACAGCCAGAGUGUUCUUAAGGUAGCUAACUCGGAUUUGAUUCCUGGUAAAUAUGAAGGAGGACUGAAACUUUGGGAAUGCACCAUCGAUCUUGUUGAAAUGCUACGGCGAGAAAUUCAAGAUGGACAGCUUUCGUUUCGUGGAAAGCGGGUGCUAGAGCUUGGAUGUGGACACGGCCUGCCCGGAAUCUUUGCAUGCUUAAAGGGUGCAUCCAGUGUCCAUUUCCAGGAUUUCAACCCGGAAGUAUUGAAGACUCUGACGAUCAAAAACGUGCAAGCCAAUCUAGAGCAAGCACGAGCGGGUCUUGUAAGGGUAAACUCUGUUAGUCCUGACGGAAUUGCAUCAAAUAAGGGUUUAGUUGUAAUGCCUGAUAUUCACUACUAUGCUGGUGACUGGUCAGAGUUGCACGAACUUUUGUCCGUAGGGCGGUCUUGUUCCUCUGGUGACAGAGAUAGUGGAUCCCCCGAUGUCAGAAUGAAUGCGAGUGACUUCUCUGAACCUAAACCUGAGAGUGAUAGUAAUGAGUUAAAGAGCAUUAGUCACAAUGGCUCCCGUAAUCGCCCUGCCCGGAAGCUUUCUGGAAGCCGUGCUUGUGAAAGAGGACACACCAGUAGUGCUCAAGAAUGUGGUUAUGACAUCAUUCUGAUGUCUGAGACUGUCUACUCUCUAGCAUCGCUUCCCAAGCUUUAUGAACUCAUCAAAAAGUGUAUCUGUCCUCCGUAUGGAGUCGUCUAUGUGGCGGGUAAGAAACACUAUUUUGGAGUUGGAGGUGGAACUCGACAAUUUAAACAUCUUGUUGAGGAAGACGGUAUCAUGGGAGCACAUUUAGUAGCUGAUUUUGCGGAUGGAUCUUCUAAUGUUCGUGAAAUCUGGAAGUUUUUUAUGAAGUGAUUGUACAGUCCCCUAAAUGCUAUGGUACACUUCAAGCAUGUUACCGGCGAUUGAAAGGCGGAUCAUUGUUAAAAAUGUUAAUUAAUAUUGUCGGGCGUCUCAGUGUGAGCUGUGAAGUUCAUUGCCGUGAGUGGCGAUAAUUUUUGAAGCGAUAGUUUCGGUGAAUGUACAGUUUCUAAGGAGGUUGUGUUCCAGAAGGAAAAUACUGCUGGGAAGGUACAAUAGCCGCAUUUUAGUUUGCCAGUCAUGUUGAAGCCAUCCUUAUCCCAGAAAUUGUAACUUUUCCUGUGUUUGGUAAUCCAUCGAGGUCUAUCAGCCCGAGUUUGGGUGUCAACACUGAAA